Molecule: messenger RNA, 8877 nt
Organism: Cebus imitator (Panamanian white-faced capuchin)
Lineage: Eukaryota; Metazoa; Chordata; Mammalia; Primates; Cebidae
Gene: G3BP1
Product: G3BP stress granule assembly factor 1
Exons: 12
Coding region: 156-1556 (466 amino acids)
Cellular component (GO): ribonucleoprotein complex; cytosol
Molecular function (GO): mRNA binding
Source: RefSeq, a predicted model, not a curated record
CACCGGCGGCGGAGCACGCGUGUGUGCGGACGCAGUUGCGUGAGGGGUUUCUGCCAUCCUCAGUGCUGUGGAGCAGAGCUAGUUCCACUCCAGCUUAGCCGCGCAGGUUUGGACAUAUUUGACUUUUAUUCCCCCAGGUUGAAUUGACCAAAGCAAUGGUGAUGGAGAAGCCUAGUCCCCUGCUGGUCGGGCGGGAAUUUGUGAGACAGUAUUACACGCUGCUGAAUCAGGCCCCAGAUAUGCUGCAUAGAUUUUAUGGAAAGAACUCUUCUUAUGUCCAUGGGGGAUUGGAUUCAAAUGGAAAGCCAGCAGAUGCCGUCUAUGGACAGAAAGAAAUCCACAGGAAAGUGAUGUCUCAAAACUUCACCAACUGCCACACCAAGAUUCGCCAUGUUGAUGCUCAUGCCACGCUAAAUGAUGGUGUGGUAGUCCAGGUGAUGGGGCUUCUUUCUAACAACAACCAGGCUUUGAGGAGAUUUAUGCAGACGUUUGUCCUUGCUCCUGAGGGGUCUGUUGCAAAUAAAUUCUAUGUUCACAAUGAUAUCUUCCGAUACCAGGAUGAGGUCUUUGGUGGGUUUGUCACUGAGCCUCAGGAGGAGUCUGAAGAAGAAGUUGAGGAACCUGAAGAAAGACAGCAGACACCUGAGGUGGUACCUGAUGAUUCUGGAACUUUCUAUGAUCAGGCAGUUGUCAGUAAUGACAUGGAAGAACAUUUAGAGGAGCCUGUUGCUGAACCAGAGCCUGACCCUGAACCAGAACCAGAACAAGAACCUGUAUCUGAAAUCCAAGAGGAAAAGCCUGAGCCCGUAUUAGAAGAAACUGCUCCUGAGGAUGCCCAGAAGAGUUCUUCUCCAGCACCUGCAGACAUAGCUCAGACAGUACAGGAAGACUUGAGGACAUUUUCUUGGGCAUCUGUGACCAGUAAGAACCUUCCACCCAGUGGAGCUGUUCCAGUUACUGGGAUACCACCUCAUGUUGUUAAAGUACCAGCUUCACAGCCCCGUCCAGAGUCUAAGCCUGAAUCUCAGAUUCCACCACAGAGACCUCAAAGGGAUCAAAGAGUGCGAGAACAACGAAUAAAUAUUCCUCCCCAAAGGGGACCCAGACCAAUCCGUGAUGCUGGUGAGCAAGGUGACAUUGAACCCCGAAGAAUGGUGAGACACCCUGACAGUCACCAACUCUUCAUUGGCAACCUGCCUCAUGAAGUGGACAAAUCAGAGCUUAAAGAUUUCUUUCAAAAUUAUGGGAACGUGGUGGAGUUGCGCAUUAACAGUGGUGGGAAAUUACCCAAUUUUGGUUUUGUUGUGUUUGAUGAUUCUGAGCCUGUUCAGAAGGUCCUUAGCAACAGGCCCAUCAUGUUCAGAGGUGAGGUUCGUCUGAAUGUGGAAGAGAAGAAGACUCGAGCUGCCAGGGAAGGGGACCGACGAGAUAAUCGCCUUCGGGGACCUGGAGGCCCUCGAGGUGGGCUGGGUGGUGGAAUGAGAGGCCCUCCCCGUGGAGGCAUGGUGCAGAAACCAGGAUUUGGAGUGGGAAGGGGGCUUGCUCCACGGCAGUGAAUCUUCAUGGAUCUUCACGCAGCCAUACGAACCAUAGUUCCUACAGAAUGGUGAAUUUCUUCGACCAGGCUUUGGUAUCUUGGAGUAUGACCCCAGUCUGUUAUAAACUGCUUAAGUUUGUAUAAUUUUACUUUUUUUGUGUGUUACUGGUGUGUGCUCCCUUUCCCUCUCUUCCGUUUCCUGACCUUUAGCCUUUCACUUCCAAUUUUGUGGAAUGAUAUUUUAGGAGUAACAGAUUUUUAAAGAAGAAAAAAAGAAAAGGACUGAAUUUCCUUGCUUACUUUGCAUAUACAGACUGGACUUUUUUUUUUUUUUUUUUAAACCGCCGUUUCCCCAAAGGAAUGUGUCUUGCGUAUUACUGACAUUUGGUAUGUUUCAUUCAUUGGAAUAUUUCUUAUUUUCUACGUGUUUGAAAAGCCUGUGAGACAAACAGGAUUUGAUAACAUUUUGAAGGCAGGAAAAACCCAAAUUGUUUCUUCUUUGAGAGUCAUGACUUCCUUCUGGUGUGGUGAAAUUGCCAUUGGAAAAUUUGACAGUUUUGAUUCUCACUGGUAUGUUUAAAAGCGGAAUAAAAGGAAUAGAAUUUUUCUUUUGAUACAGGAUCACAAAACAAUUCUAAAGCCUGUUUUUACCACUGAAAUUUAAAUUGUGAUAUAUAGGUUUUAAAUGUCUAGAAUGCAGGUAAUAGGCUUUUCUUGAACUUAGUUUUUUUGAAGUAGAGUUUUUCAUGUUUAAUUUGUAUUUGUAAAAAAACCAAAAAACAAAAAAAUUCCCCAAACCCAGAUAACAACCAGAGCAAAACUGUUGUGCCUUCUAUUUAUCUUUGAUUUCAGUCUUGGCAGUUGUUUAAAGAAAAAUAAUUAAAAAAAAAAACCUAGAUUUGUUUUAUUAUUAGGUUCAGAGUAUGUGGGGAAUUGUAGAAUCCCUGUUUCAUCACCUUAUAUGUCUUCUGUUAACAUAUUUGUUAUGCCUUAUUCUAAAAUUGAGUCUCAAACUGGAAUGCCUUUGAAGACAGAUGCUUCUAUAGAGGUUCUUUGGCCUAAAUAGUUCAGCAUUUGUAUUAAGUUUUAUCCUGGUAUCUAAUCAGAUUCCUAAUCAUAGCCCAUAAGAAGGAAUGUGACUUUAAUAUUGGACUUUGCUGAUGUGCUCGUGUCCGCAUUUUUUUCUUUAAAUCAUAGCCAUAUGUUAAAUUUUCUAUUUUGUUAUGGUUCUCUUUUAUUGAUGGGCAUGCAGUGGGUGUUUCUUGGAAAUGGCCAAUUUUUAUUAAAAUAUUUCUGGAAGAAAAUUUAAUCUGGCAAUAUAGACUAAUACUCGUUUCACAUAUGUGUUAUUUGUUGAGUGCUGUGUGUGAGAUGGGUGAAGGUUUUGUUUACAAGUGUGAAGCAAGCCUUUGUGUGAUUACUUGUCAUUACUAACUGAAGGGCAACCAGGUUGUCAAAUUCACUUAUUUAUUUUCUUAACAGUAUUCAUCUUGGACUGUCAUUUGAGGAUAGUACAGGAAUAUUUGCAGUACUAAGAAUCUCUAGGUUUGCUCUGAAGGGGUCAGUUAAGGCUGAGAGACUCUAGGUUUGCUGUGAAGGGGUCAGUUAAGACUACAGUGAAGUUGGUGUUACUAGUUUGGUUCCACUUCUUCAAAUAUUUGAAAAUUAGCAGCAUCUCCUUUACAUAAACGUGACUGAAUCACAUGGCCUUUUUGGAGGGUUAGUUUAAGUAACUUUGGUAACCACUUUGACCCAGAUCAGUGAUCACAGGAAGAAAUACAACUUGUACUUUUUGUAGCUUAUAUUAAGCGUGUGGUGGGUGGAAAGAAAAGUUUAGUUUGAGUUACUUUGGAAAAAAAAAUUAUGUUGUGGUAAUAAAUUAUAGAUAACCUAGAAAUUAUUCUUCACAAGUGAAUACUAAAUUAUACAUUUCAAAACAGGGCAUUAACUAGAUGCAGCUAUCCUCAGCUUGGUGUUAUCACAUCCUAGAGAACAUUUGGAAAUGUGUGAGAUUUGGAAGGGUUGUUGGAGAGACAUGCAUCUGGUGUUUAUUGGGUGGGGUCUGAGGAUACCAAAUGUUGUGUAAAAAUGAAGCAGCCCCAUCGAGAACAUGGGUAGUUGCUCUGCCUAUGAGUGGGUGGAGCUGUGGGAUUAGGAAAACAGGAAUGAAGACUCAUCCUUUUGAAAUUCAGCCUGAGAUAAAUAACAAAUAAACUAAUUAGGAAAUAGAAAUCUAUUUCAAGAAUUAUAGUAACAUCUACUCUAAGUAAUUAGUAAUUUCACUUUCCAUUAUUUGUACCAAGUGUAUGUGUUGUGUUGUGUAUGUGUGUGUAAAUGUGGAGAGGUGGUAGCAAUACAUGCUGAUGCUGCUCGUAACUUGUGGCAGGGAAUUACUGCACAGUCCCAGAAAAUAAAAGGCUUCCCCAGUGAUUUCAGUCUUCAGAGUUGGGAUGAUUGUGAGGUUUUGAAGGAUGGUAUUGGACCUAAGAAAUAGAAUUAGCAUUAUGGUCAGCACUAUGGAGAAUCCUUGUACAAUUAAGUACAUGAUUGCAUGUAGACUAAACAUGAGAGCUUAGAGAUACAUAUGUUUCCACUGCUGGAAAAUGAAUAUAAGUUAGGGCAAUAUUUCCUAUAGGCGGCAGCAGUAGGAGCUCAUCACAUUCAACAUUUUCAGAUUUUAAAAUGAAAUUUUUCAUCUGUAGGAAUGGCCCAAUGUAUAGUUAUUGAGCUUAAGACUUACUGAGCUUAGAACUCUUGACCCAUGAGUAUUUUUAUUUUUAUAGAGGCAAGGACUUGCUAUUUUGUCAGGCUGGUCUCAAGCUCCUGGCCUCAUGAGCCCUCCUGCCUUCCAGAUAGCUGGAACUAUAGGUAUACAGCAUUGCACGUGGUCUCCUGAGUAUUUUAGCUAGGUAAAAUUUGUUUGGUUCAGUGAGUCUUAGUUUUUUAAGACCUGUUGAUUUAUAAUGAGAGAUCUUGGGCCUUAAAAUAUAUUUUUGUUUCAGUGGUGAGGUUGGGCUUUACUUCGUGUAUUCCAGUGUUCUUAAUUUUGUCAGAUAUUGCUAGGGACCAGUGAGAUGGAUAAUCCAAAAAUAAUAAUUCUACUUUGGGUGAGUAUGUCACUACCACAGUGUUAGUUGAAUUGCACUUUAGUUUUAGGUUAGAAAAGUUAAUUUUCACAUUUGUGCUGUGGAUUAGGUGAUGUUAUCCUUAGCAUAAUAGAUAAGGAACAAACAGAGCAGUGAAAUGACAGGCUUUCAAGUUGUCCAUGUAGCAAGGAGCAUAUUUGACACCCAAACAAAUACUUUUUCUCUAGAACCAUAAUGACCCCCCAGUUACAUUUCAGUAACAGACCGUAAUGAACUUCCUACUGUAGGGAGACUUGAGUUAGGAAUACAUUCAGAAUAGGGUUAACAUUACAGUUCUUAAUUUUCUUUAGGGGAGACAAGAUAAUUAAACUUGGCUUUUGCCAGUUUUUUUUUUGAUUUGCAGAUUCUAUAUGGUAACACAAUAAUGGUGGUUCUUAAGUUUUUUUCUCAUCUGGUUUGAUGAUUUAGUGCAAACUUGAAAUCUGGAUGUGGAUAACUAUUUUUAUUAUAGCAUAAUCCAGGUGAGUUUACAGAAUUUGUGUUUUAUGCUUAUAAACUGUGACCUGAUAAUUUUCUUCAUCCCUCUAUUGGAAAACCGUUGUUAGAAGUUAAUGAUUUAAUGGAAAAUGUUGCACUUUAUAGAAAGCCAUCGUAGAACUUACAGUUAACAUUUCUAUGGAGCUUAGAUUUGUAGACCCCUGUUUAUGCUGAGUGACAUUUCUUUUAAAUGGUUGCAUUUGCCAAAUCUACUUCUAAAGAUGUCUUUCAUAUUACAGUUUUCUUUUUGUGCUACUUUAGAGAAUCUCUGCAGUACUGCAUACAGAUGAGAUAAUCGUUGACCUUUUUAGUUCAGCAGUUUUUAACUUUGCAAAAGAAGUAACACCAAUGUUUAUUUGAAUAUCAGGUUUUAGCUAACUGCCUAAUAUACCAAAAAAAAACUUAGCAAUGUCUUAUGUGGGAUGAGGGGUUGAAUUAAAGUUGCUGAUCAAUUUGGCCAUGUGGCACUAGAUGAUAACUAAAUUAAGGGUUUCUGGUUCUAAGGUAGUAAUGGCUUUUGGGAUUUAUAUUUGUUUAAUGUUGAGGUUCUGGGGACCAUAGGUGGGCCUGUCAGCUCUUAACAGAUUAUAGUAAAGGAGAGUUGGUGACGCAUGUGAGAUAAAACUUGUUUAUAUUUACAUUCUUAUUAGAUGUCAGGACAACACUGAAAUUAAACUGCUGUGUUCACGCUUUGAUGUGACAGUCUCAAAUUAAGGCCUAAAUGAAUAAAAAGAUGAUAUAGAGAAUACCUAAAACCCUUAACCAGUUUUGGUUUUUGAUUGUGCAUAUGUGUUGGCUUGGAAUCAGGUUUUUAGUUUCUGUUUAUGUGACUUGUUUGAAAACAGCGGAUUCUUCUCUCCACAGUUUCUGUUUGAACCUAGUAGCUUAUUUUAAUUCCCUGGCAGUAAGAGGAAAAUAAUACAGGGAAUCUGUUCAACUAUUUCUUUAAUAAAUCAUGUGACUUGACCAGUUACAGAAAUUCAUAUGUGUUUAAUAUUUUGAAAUGUGGCCUGUGUCCCAGAUUUGUAAGGUAACUGCAUAUAGUGUGUCUUUGGAUUUUUUUUUUUAAGUAAAUUAUGGAUUUUUUCUGGAUUACCAGAAAUUAACUAUUGAUUUACUGAACCAAGUAUUUAUUUUCAGGAGCCCACUUAUGGGGAAGGUUGCCUGUAUUUUUGGUAGUAAUUAAAGGGAAGAUUAGAUCCUGUUUAACCUGUAUAGAAACAGUUUUAACUAUUGCUGAAGUUAAAAUCACUUUGGGGUUGGUUGUGGUGGCUCAUUCCUGUAAUCCCAGUGCUUUGGGAGACUGAGGCCAGAGGAUUGCUUGAGACCAUUAAUUUGAGACCAGCCUGGGCAACAUAGCAAGACCCAGUCUCUACUGAUAAUUGAAAAAUGAGCCAGAUGUGGUGGCACAUUCCUGUAAUGUUGCCUCUCAGGAGGCUGAGGCAAGAGGAAUUCCUGAGCCCAGGAGUUGGAGGCUGCAGUGAGCUGUGAUUGUACCACUGUACUUUAACCUGGGUGACAGAAUGAGGCCCUGUCUCUGAAAAACAAAAAAUUACAAAACCAAACAAAAACAUUUUGGUUACUCAUUGUCCUGAUGCUUUGAUGUCAGUUGUUCCCCUAAAUUUUAAAAUUUUGUUACGAAGAUUGGAUGUACACUGAUUUGGCCCUUUAAAUGACUAUACCAAGAAGCUAGUAUAAGGGAGUAGGAGAGGAGAAAACUUUUUAAAAAAUUAUUUGGUGCAUGCUAAUGUAGCUUGUAGGGCAUGUGGUUUAAAAAAUUUUCUGGAUUUUGAAGGAUAGGGUGGAAGUAAAAUUUAGCUGCUAGCAUAGGGAACAUUUGUGAUUUAUAUAGGAAAUAUACUUUUCAGUGAGAAGCAUCAGACAAUUUUUUUCUUCUAUUUUGAUUAUUACCACAAGGAACAGAGAAACUCUCAGAAUUCUUUGAAUCAUAGAAUGUUAGUGCUAGAAAGGACCAAAAGUGACUUUAUAACCCCUUCAUUUUACAAGUGAUCAGAGAAUUGAGUAGUAGAGUCCCAAAUCUGUUUUUAGAAGUAAUAUGAUCAUCAGUUUAGGUUCACUGCAGGAAGGCUAGCACUGUUAAAGUUUGUCAGAAGAAAAAGGGAAGGUGUCACUUUUUAUAUGUUCACCUGGUUGCUUCCGCAGUUUUCAUACCCCUGUUUUCUCUAUUUUUUUUAGAAUUGUCAUUAAUGGCCCAGCUCUACCAGGGCUUGUUGUCUAAGGACAUUAACUUGUGCUCCCCUCAGGGAUGGGUUUACUACUAGCUGUCAGAAAGCUAUUGGGUAUCCUAAUGUGUUAAUAGCUGAAACUCAGCUGUAAUUUCUCCUAAAUACUUCAGCAUUUUGCAUUCUGUACAUUGUGGUGCUUUUUCCACCUUGUAUUGUAACUGUAAGCUCCUACGGGGCAGCAAUUUGGUCUUAGGCAUGUACCCUGUUUAGUGCCUGGCAGUGCCAUGUUUAUAUCAAGGUCUUAAUAUUACUUUUCAGUUAUUUCUCCUACUCUUCAUGGAAGUAGUGCUCCAGCCUUGCUAAAACACUUAGGGUCCUCCCAAUAAGCCAGGCAUUGUGAUUCCUUGGCUUCAAGUGCCUUCUCUCUUCCCUGAAGGUCCACUGAGAUCUACACCCCGCCCCCCCCCCCCCCCCCCCCCGCUUCUUCAGAUCUCUCGCCAUGUAAGUAAUUUUUUAAAAGAUCAGUACAAGAGCUAUGUUUUUUUCCUAAGAAAAAAUUUACAACAGGAAUGGGGAGUUGUUUGGGUCUGAUCUGAAAAUCCUUUUUUGGGUCUGAUCUGCCCAGAAUUUGAAGUGAGGAACAAAUUCAUUCUCAUCUGUUUUCCACAUUGUUUCUCUUGUUUGAGGUCCUGUUUUGACCACCGUUUCUAGAGCAUUUUGUGUUUCUCAUAGUUCAUAACUUGACCCCUUCAAUCUAGAAUUAGAAUUACAUUACUGUUUUACUACUUUACUAGACUGUAAGCUCCUAGAAGACAAGGACUAGGGAGUUAAUCUCUGUAUUCCACCAGAAGGUAUAGUGACUCGUAACUAGAGUCUUUAGAUGGUAAUUUACUGAUUUGAAUAACUUAAUAUAUUUGUUUUCAUUCCUAAGGGAGGCACAUUUGGAGAUAGACCUUGAAUUUAAUCAAUAUUAGGCACUAUGCAGUGGAGGAAAUUGUUGGGAAAUUUUGGGGGAUGGAUAUAGAAGGGGGAGGAAGUCACUGGCCAUUUUGAGGUGCUUUCAUUAUUGGUCUGGGUAACUAGUCAUUUCUUCCUGAUUGUGCCUAGUAUAUCCCAGGCAGUUUGUUUCUAUGCAGAAGAAUUUUAUAUGAAAUUUUCAUUUCUUUGCAAAAACUUGUUCCUUUUUUCAGUUCAUGAAAUCAUCCAUGCUAAAGUCUGAGUCAUCUGCUUCCACUUCUUAUUCCCCACAUCCAGUCUUCAGCUAAGUCCUGUCGGUUCUACCUCGAGUCUUUCAUGUGUUUCUUCCUCACCCAUGUAAUUUCAGUAGCCUCUCAGCUUCACUUAACCUCUUACUCCAGUCUACUUUAUACACAAUGUUAGAUUCAUCUUACUGAAACGUAGCUCUGACCAUGUAUCCCAUGUAUGUGUUCUCUCUCCACUAUUAGACUGUAAGCUCCUUAUGGGCAGGAUCUGUGUCUGAGUCAUCUUUGUAUCUUGCCUAGUACCUACCAAUAAAUACUUCCUGAAUGAA